Messenger RNA from Abrus precatorius (Indian licorice), 273 nucleotides. RefSeq lists its product as uncharacterized. Lineage: Eukaryota; Viridiplantae; Streptophyta; Magnoliopsida; Fabales; Fabaceae. The transcript has a single exon. The record is from RefSeq and is a predicted model, not a curated record. Bases 1 to 273 code for a protein of 90 amino acids.
AUGGAGAAAAGCAAAUCCUUCUCGGCCUAUCAUUCCAGCUGCUACCAUGACAUGAGGGUUGGGUUUGAGGAUCGAUCCAAUUCUUACAGCUUCAAUGGUCCAAGCAUCAAAGAAGAUGUUCUGGCCAUAAAGGGUAACCCAGAAGUCAAAAGGAGAAAAAGGGUAGCAUCCUAUAACAUGUACACCAUGGAGGCUAAGCUCAAAUCCUCCUUUCGCACCAGUUUCAAGUGGAUCAAAAACAAACUUGUAGUCGACUAUUACGACGAUGAGUGA